UAUUUAUUUUGCUACCUACAAUACUACUAAUAAAUGUAUAAAAAUCAGAGACGCAGCGAGCGUAGCAAAAAUAUCAAAAGUGGCCACGACCAUGAACACACCCGUUCUUGCAACAUCGAGUGUAAAAACGACCUACCUUAUCUUGUUAGAUUAUUGUGUACCAAAACGUAGUGAGAUAGGAACGUAUUAGAAAGUGAAAUAAAGAAAAAAUCGUGUAUAAACAUAAAUAAACAUGCCGAGCGUGCAAGUUCUCCCGCCAAAACUUCAAAAACCCAUAGAAAACAUCAUACAAAAAGAAAACUUUACAACUUAUUCCAUAGACAUGAGGGAAAUCGAAGCAGAUGGCAGUUACCUCGGCGUACUUCGAGAAAUAAACAUAAAGGGAGAAACCCCUGAUGGCACUAGUAAAGAGCUCAAUUUGUUUACGAAAACAAUGAUCCAAGAUGGCGAUGUAAACAUAUACUCAAUGCCUCGAGCCUAUGCAAACGAAACGUACAUGUAUACUGAGUUCCGUGACAUUGCUUAUGAGGUACAAGAUGAAUAUUCUCUACCUCAAGAAGAAAGAUUUAAAAUUGCCAAAAGCUACAACAGUACCGAUGACCAAAUAAUAAUUAUGGAGAAUUUGGCAUUACAGGGUUUUGCCAUGUAUCCGAGAAUGGAAGUGCUACCGCUGAAGUUUGCAGAGAUGGCAAUACAACAGCUCGCAAAGUACCAUAGCUUUGCUUUUAUAUUAAAGGAGAAGCGCCCUAAGUUCUUUCAAGAGAGAGUGAAGAAGAUGAAGCAGCCUUUCUUCUAUGGCCAGAAAGAUUUUAAUGAUUUUACGAAGAAUUUUAGCCGCAUCAGUAUAAAUUGUCUGCAGCCAGAGUUGAAGGACAAGUUAGAGAAGUUUUUGGCAAGUUCUUAUGAUAAAUAUGCGAAGUAUACACAGGAUCCAGCGGAUACAUGGACUUUGGUGCAUGGCGACUACCGACAUAGCAACGUUAUGGCGAAAUUUGACGUAAGUGGUCUUUUCCAGCAAAGAUAA
This is a messenger RNA of Ostrinia furnacalis (Asian corn borer), 1024 nucleotides long. RefSeq lists its product as uncharacterized. The transcript is spliced from 2 exons. Lineage: Eukaryota; Metazoa; Arthropoda; Insecta; Lepidoptera; Crambidae. The record is from RefSeq and is a predicted model, not a curated record. Bases 233 to 1024 code for a protein of 263 amino acids.